AAAAAUGAGGAGACCAUGAAACUAUAUUUAACAAAAAAAAAUUCAGCUUUUGCUUUAAUUUCCUGCUUCGAGUUUCACGGCCAACAUACAAGAAAGAAGAGCUUAAGCUUUUGUUGCUUUCUGCUUAAUGGAGGGUCCUUAACUCUCUUUCUCUCUCCUCUCUCUUCUUCAACCUCUGAAAUUCUGUAACUCUGUCAUCUCCAUUAUUUCUUCUACAUUUUACUCUUACUUGAUCUUCAAAACCCACCUCAAAAAAACUCAACUUUCUUGCAACAAAUCUACCAAUCACUUUCUCCAUUUUUUUUUUCUUCAAGUUUUAAGGAGUAAUAUCAGUUGGGUUAAAAUUUGGGAGGUUGAUAUAAGAGGAUUCUUUUAAGAACUAAAAUUUGAUGUCUCCCCCAUUAUUGGGUCUUGAGGGGGGAGGGCAAAGCAAUGACCAUUCAUUGGUGCCUUCUCCCACGUGUGCGGAAUCAGGACUGAAAGAGCUCAACUAUUUCGGGCUGUCAGAUUGUUCAUCUGUUGAUAGCUCCAAUGUAUCGAGCUUGUCCGAGGAGAACAAGGACAGCCUGAACCUGAACUUCAAAGCUACUGAGCUGAGGCUCGGACUUCCUGGGUCCCAGUCUCCAGAAAGAGACUCUGAUCUCUGCCUGUUGAGCGCCUCGAAGCUUGAUGAGAAGCCACUUUUCCCUUUGACUCCUUUGAAGGACGGCAUCUCUUCAUCUUCACAAAAGGCUGCUGUCUCUGGAAGUAAAAGAGGCUUCUCUGAUACUGAAGCCAAGUGGACGUUCAAGUCUACCGGGCUUGAUUCUGAUGCUCCAAAACCCGGGGCUCAAGGGAAGCUUCCAAUUAAUGAUGGCAUGAAUGUGAUGCUAUCAUCUAGGCCUGGUGCUCCUCAACCCCCUCCUAAGAGUGGGCCCCCUCAAGCUCCUACAGAGGCUUUAGGAGAACAGCCAAGUUCCAACAGUGGCAAUAGUGCUCCGGCUGCUAAGGCGCAAGUUGUUGGUUGGCCUCCUAUUCGAUCAUUCCGGAAAAACACAUUGGCCACCACUUCGAAGAAGACUGAUCCACUUUUUGUUAAGGUUAGCAUGGACGGUGCUCCGUAUCUGAGGAAGGUUGAUCUCAGAGCUUAUGCUACUUAUCAAGAACUUUCUUCUGGCCUUGAGAAGAUGUUUAGUUGCUUCACUCUAGGUCAAUGUGGGUCAAACAUGAGCGAGACAAAAUUGAGAGAUCUCCUGCAUGGAUCAGAAUAUGUUCUCACCUACGAGGACAAGGAUGGUGACUGGAUGCUUGUUGGAGAUGUCCCAUGGGAGAUGUUCAUUGACUCAUGCAAGAGAUUGAAAAUUAUGAAGGGUUCUGAUGCAAUUGGCCUAGCUCCAAGAGCCAUGGAAAAAUCUAAGAGCCGGAACUAGUGAUGAAGCAGAUGACGCCCAUUGGAAGUUAUUCAGUGGGGGAUCUCAACGAGAGUAGCGGUGGUUCCAUGGAAUAGCUUCUAUGUGGGUCGUACUUUUCGUGCAUCGAAGUACAUGGUGUCUUUCUUAUCUUAUUGUAUCCUCUGUCUGUGUGUAAAAGCCUAUGGUUUUAUUCUAUGAACUUCAGUUGAGAACAUCUUCAAGAGAGCCUAGUCAUUCUGUUUUCAAGAUAGUGUAUGUUAGAGGAACCUUUAGUUGAUUUGUGUGUUGAACAAAUGUUACCAUAUUGGAUCUUAAAUUAUUAAUUGUAUUGUCAA
Messenger RNA from Beta vulgaris subsp. vulgaris (sugar beet), 1726 nucleotides. RefSeq names its product auxin-responsive protein IAA9. Lineage: Eukaryota; Viridiplantae; Streptophyta; Magnoliopsida; Caryophyllales; Amaranthaceae. Gene Ontology annotation, cellular component: nucleus. The record is from RefSeq and is a predicted model, not a curated record. Bases 390 to 1409 code for a protein of 339 amino acids. The transcript has 6 exons. Gene Ontology annotation, biological process: regulation of DNA-templated transcription. Gene Ontology annotation, molecular function: protein binding.